Papaver somniferum (opium poppy) is the source of this 726-nucleotide messenger RNA. RefSeq names its product 60S ribosomal protein L32-1. Gene Ontology annotation, biological process: translation. The coding region runs from base 81 to 482 and encodes 133 amino acids. Gene Ontology annotation, molecular function: structural constituent of ribosome. NCBI's taxonomy places the organism in Eukaryota, Viridiplantae, Streptophyta, Magnoliopsida, Ranunculales, Papaveraceae. The record is from RefSeq and is a predicted model, not a curated record. The transcript is spliced from 4 exons. Gene Ontology annotation, cellular component: cytosolic large ribosomal subunit; ribosome.
UAAGGGGUUAGCUGAGGGCUGAUUAGAGAGCUUUUUUCUUUUUUUCUGCAGGCGGAAUUGUUAAACCUCCGACUAGAGCCAUGGCUGUUCCUCUGCUUACCAAGAAGAUUAUUAAGAAGAGGGUCAAGAAGUUCAAGAGGCCCCACAGUGAUCGAUACCACAGAGUUGGGGAAAGCUGGAGAAGGCCCAAGGGUAUUGAUUCUCGUGUGAGGCGAAAGUUCAAGGGUGUCACUUUGAUGCCCAAUAUUGGUUACGGUUCAGACAAAAAGACCCGUCAUUACCUUCCCAACGGCUUCAAGAAAUUUGUGGUGCACAAUGUUAAAGAAGUGGAAGUGUUGAUGAUGCACAACAGGACAUACUGUGCUGAAAUCGCACACAAUGUUUCCACCAGGAAAAGGAAGGAAAUUGUUGAACGCGCAGCACAGCUGGAUGUUGUUGUUUCCAACGGACAAGCCAGGUUACGUAGCCAGGAGGAUGAGUAGAAGUAGAGAGAAUAGUUUUGAAGGGUUGCUUACAAACUUCUCAUAUUCUGUUUAGACGGAUAAAGGAACUCCAUUUUUGUUCAGUUUAAGGAGCUAUUGUUCAUUUGCUUCAUUUUGUUCUCAUGAUAUCUGAGUUGGUAGUUGGGUCCUAGCUUGUUUUGAGUACUUGCUGGUUUUUAUAUAAUUUAUGGUUUUUAUAUAAGUUAUCUACAUGAUAAUGGCUGAGAUGCUACUGGUUUUAACU